AUGCAAGUGACAUCUCAUGUCACUCACAACCACAAGGAAGACGAUCCUGAACCAACUUCGAAGUCAAGAUUAAUGUACAAAAUAGACUCGUUCACUCUGCCACUUCCCUCCAAAUUGAACCUGACGACCUGUUACCAGAUGCGCUGGAUAAGACCACAGAAUACAAUAUCCUCAUACAUAGUAGCUACAAUACAACAGAUGGUUAAGGGCCUCGAAUCCCCAGAAGAAAACCUUACUCGCCCAUAUACCACGUCAGAACCCUCCCGUUUUCGCAUCCUCUUCUCCGUCUGCACAGGUGCAUUGCUUCUGACCGCAGCAGGCAUCCUAUCUGGACUAACGGUCACAACACAUCAUCUCACCCUAGAAGCAUGA
Penicillium pulvis is the source of this 372-nucleotide messenger RNA. RefSeq names its product Isonitrile hydratase-like protein xanA. Bases 1 to 372 code for a protein of 123 amino acids. The transcript is spliced from 2 exons. The record is from RefSeq and is a predicted model, not a curated record. NCBI's taxonomy places the organism in Eukaryota, Fungi, Ascomycota, Eurotiomycetes, Eurotiales, Aspergillaceae.